Messenger RNA from Lytechinus variegatus (green sea urchin), 3048 nucleotides. RefSeq names its product glycine receptor subunit alpha-1-like. Gene Ontology annotation, cellular component: membrane; synapse; neuron projection. The transcript is spliced from 9 exons. Gene Ontology annotation, biological process: chloride transmembrane transport; chemical synaptic transmission; signal transduction. The record is from RefSeq and is a predicted model, not a curated record. Bases 270 to 1520 code for a protein of 416 amino acids. NCBI's taxonomy places the organism in Eukaryota, Metazoa, Echinodermata, Echinoidea, Temnopleuroida, Toxopneustidae. Gene Ontology annotation, molecular function: chloride channel activity; neurotransmitter receptor activity; transmembrane signaling receptor activity.
GCAAACCGUGCUUCACACGUACUCUACAAAUAGAUAGAAUCCCUGGUGAUGGAAAAGCACACGCACUUGUCCCUUGAUACCAGCGCGGCCGUAUGGCGCCCCGUGGAGUUAUAGCUUAUGCUUCUCAGAUAUCGAUAAGUGUGAUCUAAACAUGUUGUGCUCUUCUCCUCGGUCGCUAUAUAAACGCAUGAGUAUGCAUUGAGCAAAGAGUCUUCGAGUAGCUGGCUAGCAGUUGCAUCGAUAAGCUUUCAGAUGCCAAGCUUGUUGUCAUGUUGCUUCUUGAUGUACUUGGUGUGGUGUCAUUGGUCAUGGCUACCUACGUUACAAGAGGCGGCUGCAAGGAGCUCCCCCCGGAUUACGACAAGAGCGCUCGUCCACAUGCCGAAGGUGCUCCGAUAGAGGUACGAGUUGGUCUGUACAUUGAGAGCUUGGGUGCAAUCAAAGAAAGCACGAUGGACUUUCGUUUGACGAUGUACUUCAGACAAAGGUGGGUUGACCCCCGCCUUGCCAUCAACAAAACCCAUGAACGAAUAUUAGUAGCCAAUGAAGGAGACAUCAUCUGGUCGCCCGAUCUUUACUUCCUCUACGAGAAAAGUGGCCAUGCCCACGUCCUUACCGUUCCUAACAUCGUGACGACUAUCCAGCCAGACGGAACGAUUUUCCGAAGCUCAAGGAUAAGUUUGACUUCAGCUUGCUACAUGGUUCUUCAUCGCUUUCCGUUUGAUUCUCAGCGAUGCACGUUAAACGUUCUGAGCUAUAGUUAUACUACCAAGGAUAUGAUACUCGAAACCAGUGAUGAGUCUGUUGAGAUACCGGAUGGAUUGAUAAUGCCUAGUUUUAUUCUGCAAUCAAUUUCGACCAGGGAUGACGACGUGCUGGUUUCACAUGGGGGUAAUUUUAGUAUGAUCAACGUCCACUUUGAGUUCCAACGGCAAAUGCAGUCCUUCCUCUUGACAGUCUACAUCCCGAGCAUGCUUCUCGUUAGUCUGGCCUGGCUUUCAUUUUGUAUCGACGCACAAGCAGCCCCUGCCCGAGUCUCACUGGGUAUAACAACAGUACUCACCGUCACCACUAUGACCUCUGGAAUACAGGAAUCACUUCCGGUUGUGACCUACGCAAAGGCUAUUGAUAUUUGGCUUGCUGCUUGUCUGUUCUUUGUCUUCAUGGCCUUGCUGGAAUACGCGCUGGCUAAUUAUCUCCUCACGCUAAACAGAAAACGUAAAGAAGCCAUAGAGGCCUUGGAAGCAUCCCUAAAAUCUGAGUCAUCGGAGCGUGGCAGUCCGCCAACUACCAAAGAAGGAAUUAUGGAGGAACAGCUCAGCAGAUACCAGGCUCAGUACGCCGCUCCAAUCAAGGGGCAGUCAUCGGGCAAUAGUUCUGAUGAAGAAACCCAGAAUCCUCUUGUCCUUCCCACGCUGUGGACAGCCGACAGAGUUGACCGCCUAGCGAGAUACAUUUACCCAGUUGCCUUCUUUUUAUUCAACCUCAUUUAUUGGCCUUUGUAUAUUUAUAUGGACUGAUCGGGUGCAGGAGAGGGGUGUCCGUCAGGGUCCUUCGUUGUCACCACUUUUAUUUCAAUAGAUGAGUUACAUGGUUACCAAGACUUGGAAGAGUAGAAACAUCCGCCUUUUUUUAUUACAAUGAAAGUUUAUACGAAAGGACUGGACUACGGAAUGAAAGGUGCAUAAGCUGAGAAAUCCACCCCCGGAAUUUUGGAAUCUAAUAGCAACAAAUUGUCUUGAUGUCAUCCAAACUUUGCAGUAACAAGAUACCAUGAUCUGUAGUGAAACCAAUAGAAUAAUCACUACAACGCUGAGUCGAAACAUGAUGGUUUUAUAUAAUGUAUUGAUGGAUCUUGAUCUUGGGAUAUAUAUAAAUACUGAAUUAUAUGAGCCGAAUUGCCUUAUUAUCAUAUGUUUAUAGAAUUUCAGUUAGAAGUAUAGAAGAAUAGAAGUAGCACAAUUUUCUUUAUUAUCAACGGCAAUUCUAUAUUGCAUGUACGAGUAGUAGUAGUAGUAGUAGCAGUAGCAGUAGUAGUAAUAAUAGAAAGAGGAGGAGUAGAAGUAGCAGUAAGCACCACCACAAACACCAUCAGCAGUAGUAGCAGCAGACGCAGUAAUAGUAAUAAUAUAGUAGUAGUAUAGUAGUAGUAUAGUAGUAGUAGUAGUAGUAGUAGUAGUAGUAUGUAAUAAAAAAAGAUCUACUUACCCUAGCCACCGUACUUGAGCUCUUAUCAACUGAUCACCUAGAGGACGCUGUAUAUUAUCUUUUUCAUUCUUAAUAAUUAAUUAGAAAUUCAAAUGAUCAUGACUGGUAGUUUUGCUCUUACUUAAGUCUUUAAAACAUGUUGAAUGUACUAUGAAGUUUGUAUUUGCAAUAAUGUGCUGCAUAUGCCAAUGGUUUUCUUAUUGUUUAUCAACUUAAUGAAUUAUAUUUCUUUAUCGCUUUCUUUAAACAUAAGUUUUGUGUCAAUAUUAUUAGCACAAAUCAUACGCUCUGCGUGAAUCACGAUGCAUGGAAAUUAUGGUGUUCCUAUGUUAAAAGUCUCAGGUUAAAAUAUAUAUGGCUAGUUAAAUUAAAUCGAUGUAAAUGUAUAUUUUCAUAUUUUGUGUUUUUAUAUUGUGUUUGUACUUUUUGUUAUGUAGGGGUUGGUAUCCACAUGCAUGAGUUGGUAUGCGACUGUUAGAAUAAGAUGGGGGAUCGAGGAGGGAAUUGGGAAAGUUAAAAGGAUAGAAGAGCAGACUAGAUACACCUAAAUAGAUUUGAUCAAAAGAUGUUGAUAUAUAAUAAUUACAUUAUUUCGUCCAAACAAAAUAUGGGUAAGGAUUGACCAAGGAACAAUGGUUGAGAAAAAUGUCAUUGGUUGAAAAUUCGCAGACUGAGGUUUGAAUGACUUUUACCACACUUUUGGUCGGCCACAGUAAUAUUAACCAUCUCGAUGGGUUUCUCUUUUGUAUAGUUUUUUUUUCCAGAGAUUAAGUGAUAAUCAUAGAAGGAAAAAAGAGCGACUUUUGGAAAGAGGGUGACCCUAUUAGUGUUAUGCCACAG